AUGGCCUGGCACACAUUAAAGGAUCGGCUAUGUCACCGUCCAAACAACGCUGCUCUUCUGGCUAUCAUGAACCUGGCUGCGAAUACCCUCGGGCGCUGGCUCGAUCGGAAUGUGGCGGACUGGUUGCAUCACAUUAUGCUCGUUGUCAAUUUCAUCGUACUUGCCAGCAUUGUGUUGAGAGAAGCGCGGCGGUCGACUGGUGAUCAGACUGGUUCAGGUGAGAAGGAGGGUCUUGUUAAUGCUGGGGAGGAGUAG
Molecule: messenger RNA, 255 nt
Organism: Aspergillus bombycis
Lineage: Eukaryota; Fungi; Ascomycota; Eurotiomycetes; Eurotiales; Aspergillaceae
Exons: 2
Coding region: 1-255 (84 amino acids)
Source: RefSeq, a predicted model, not a curated record